AUGGGUUCAGACGUACGCGACCUCAACACCCUUUUGUCUCCAGUGCCGGCCUUGCCAGCAGGGAACGGGAACUGCCCUCUGCCCGUCAGCAGUGCCCCGCAGUGGGCACCCGUGCUGGAUUUCCAUACUGGUGCCCCCUACAGUUCACUGGGCUCACACUCCUUCAUCAAGCAAGAACCCACCUGGGGUUCCACAGACCCCCAUGAGGACCCACACUGUGGCCUCAGCGCCUUCACCGUCCACUUCUCAGGACAGUUCACAGGUACUGGGGCGUGCAGGUACGGUGCUUUCGGAGCACCCACACCGAGCCAGACCCCCACCAGCCAGAGCCGGAUGUUCAGUAACGGCCCGUAUCUGUCCAACUGCAUGGACAGCCAGACUGGAUCCAGGAACCAGGGUUACGGUGCAGUUUCCUUCGACGGAGCCACGAACUACGGACACACACCGUCGCACCACGCUUCACAGUUCCCCAACCACCCCUUCAAACAUGAAGACACCAUCCCACAGCAAAGCAACAUGGGCGAGCAGCAGUAUCCCGUCCCUCCACCUGUUUAUGGCUGCCACACACCGUCGGAGAGCUGUACAGGAAGCCAAGCACUGCUCCUGAGAAACCCUUACAACAGUGACAAUUUAUACCAAAUGGCGUCCCAGUUGGAGUGCAUGGCCUGGAACCCUGUCAACACGCUGGCAUCCGGCAUCAAGAGGUGCAGUUCCAGCCCAGUCAAAUGGGAAAAAUUGCGAUCUCAAACUGGUUAUGAGAGCGACCCGAGCACGCCCAUGGUGUACAGCUGCAGCACCCAAUACCGAAUACACACCCAUGGAGUCUUCAGAGGCAUUCAGGAUGUCAGAAGGGUCCCUGGCAUCACUCCAGCCAUCGUGCGCUCCGAGACUAACGAGAAGCGGCCGUUCAUGUGCGCCUAUCCGGGAUGCAACAAGCGCUACUUCAAACUCUCUCACCUCCAGAUGCACAGUCGCAAACAUACAGGUGAAAAGCCGUACCAGUGUGACUUCACAGACUGUGGCCGGAGAUUUUCCCGGUCAGACCAGCUGAAGAGACAUCAGAGGAGACACACAGGCGUUAAACCUUUCCAGUGUGAGACAUGUCAGAGAAAGUUCUCACGGUCAGACCAUCUUAAGACCCACACCCGGACUCAUACAGGUGAGAAGCCUUUUAAUUGCAGGUGGCCAAACUGCCAGAAGAAGUUUGCCCGAUCUGACGAGUUAGUCCGGCACCACAAUAUGCACCAGAGGAACCUGACCAAACUUCAGCUGGCCAUCUAA
Molecule: messenger RNA, 1281 nt
Organism: Neoarius graeffei (lesser salmon catfish)
Lineage: Eukaryota; Metazoa; Chordata; Actinopteri; Siluriformes; Ariidae
Gene: wt1a
Product: WT1 transcription factor a
Exons: 11
Coding region: 1-1281 (426 amino acids)
Biological process (GO): negative regulation of cell population proliferation; negative regulation of apoptotic process; regulation of transcription by RNA polymerase II
Cellular component (GO): nucleus
Molecular function (GO): DNA-binding transcription factor activity, RNA polymerase II-specific; RNA polymerase II cis-regulatory region sequence-specific DNA binding
Source: RefSeq, a predicted model, not a curated record